Messenger RNA from Trifolium pratense (red clover), 1659 nucleotides. Its product is annotated as exosome complex component RRP45A-like. Gene Ontology annotation, biological process: nuclear polyadenylation-dependent mRNA catabolic process; TRAMP-dependent tRNA surveillance pathway; exonucleolytic trimming to generate mature 3'-end of 5.8S rRNA from tricistronic rRNA transcript (SSU-rRNA, 5.8S rRNA, LSU-rRNA). Lineage: Eukaryota; Viridiplantae; Streptophyta; Magnoliopsida; Fabales; Fabaceae. Bases 187 to 1539 code for a protein of 450 amino acids. Gene Ontology annotation, cellular component: cytoplasmic exosome (RNase complex); nuclear exosome (RNase complex). The record is from RefSeq and is a predicted model, not a curated record. The transcript has 8 exons.
AAACCCUAAUUUCAAAGAUUUCCCAUCAUCUUUACUUACCCUUCGUUGUUGUACUCCGAUUUCCACCGAACUCAUUGCCGGAAAACCCACACGGAGUUUGUCGUCGGCCGCCUGAAUCUGCGACAAAGUCCCGCCUGAAUCGUCGUCCGCACGUACAGCCUUUUUCUUUUUGUUAAGCAGAGAGGGAUGGAGCAGAGAUUAGCUAAUUGUUGGCGGUUGACAGUCAAUGAAAAAAAAUUCAUCGAAAGUGCUCUUCUAUCAGAUGUUCGAGUGGAUGGUCGUGGCCCCUUGGAUUAUCGCAAGCUGAACAUUAAAUUUGGGAAGAAUGAUGGCUCCGCCGAGGUCCAAUUGGGUGAGACACGUGUGAUGAGUUAUGUGAGUGCUCAACUUGUGCAGCCUUACAGAGAUAGGCCUAAUGAAGGCACACUUUCCAUCUUCACUGAGUUCUCUCCCAUGGCUGAUCCUUCCUUUGAGCCUGGCCGUCCUGGAGAAUCGGCCGUGGAGUUAGGACGAAUUAUAGACCGCGGUUUACGGGAAAGCAGAGCCAUUGACACUGAAUCUCUCUGCAUUCUUUCUGCCAAGCUUGUUUGGGCCAUUCGCGUUGAUAUCCAUAUACUGGACAAUGCAGGGAAUCUUGUUGAUGCUGCAAAUAUUGCUGCAUUGGCUUCUCUGUUGACAUUCAGAAGGCCUGAAUGCUCGUUGGGGGGAGAGGAUGGUCAACAAGUUGUAGUGCAUCCUCCCGAGGUGCGCGAGCCACUCCCUUUGAUUAUACAUCAUCUUCCAGUUGCUGUCACCUUUGGAUAUUUCAGCAAUGAAAAUCUCGUGGUCUUGGAUCCGACAUACCAUGAAGAGGCUGUAAUGACUGGACGCAUGACUGCAACUCUUAAUGCAAAUGGUGAUGUUUGCGCCAUUCAAAAGCCUGGGGGGCAGGAAAUCUCUCAUCGGGUUAUAAUGCAUUGCUUGAGACUUGCUCAUGUCAAAGCUGGUGAUAUGACAGCCAAGAUAAAGGACGCGGUUGAAAAGCACAACACUGAAAGGGCACUGCAGAAGAUUAAACGCCAUUCUUCCUCUGUUGCCGUGGAUGUAUGUGGAACCACUGCCAGUUUAGGGGGAAAACAAAAUCAAUCAGAUGGUGAUAAAGAAGGUAGUCGUCUAGACCAAUUGAAGUUGAAAGACGAGACAAAGUCUAUGGAAUGUGAUGCCACAUCAUCAGCACAAGUACAGAGUAACAAGAAGGAUGGAAGCUCAAAGAAUUUCGUUGGCGGUCCUUCAAGUUGGGAUCCCUACUCAGACUGUGUCAAUUCAGAUCUUCUAAAAGCUUCUCUAGCUUCUCGUGGACAUUCAACUCCUAGUAAAAAAAAGGAUUCAAGGCGGGAGACUAAGCCAGAAGAACCACAGAACGAAGUCAAGAUAGAUUCUGCACCGAUGGACACAGCUCUAACUUCAGGGCAGAGUAAUGAAGGCAAGACUCUAAAGGAUGCUGUCAAGCCCAAGCACAAGAGGAAGAAGAAAAAAGGAUCUUCCAAUAAUGCAAAUUAAGUGAUGAAAUGUGCAGUCACAUUGUUACUGACCAUGUAUGUUAUCUUAGAAAAUUUGAUCGAUAGGGCGGAAUGCUGUAAAAUUUCAUUGCAUAAUGAAAAUUAGUUGUUUGUUUGUGCA